AUGACCGCUACCGCCACCAAAUCCAUCCCAACCGCCCUCGUCAUCAUCUCCACUCUCCUCCACCUCUCCACCACAGCCUUUGCUAUUGGUGUCAAUUAUGGUACCCUAGCCAACGAUCUGCCAUCACCAUCUCAGGUGGCCAACUUCCUUAAAACACAAACAAUUAUUGAUAGCAUCAAAAUCUUCGACGCCAAUCCUGACAUUCUUCGCGCUUUUGCCAACACAAACAUUACGGUGACUGUCACUGUUGGUAAUGGUGAUAUUCCUGCGCUUGUUGAUGCAAAUGCCGCCAGCCAAUGGGUUGCUAACAAUAUCAAGCCAUAUUAUCCGCAAACAAGGAUUAAACUCAUCGCCGUUGGCAAUGAAAUCUUGUUUACUGGUAAUAAGGAGUGGAUUGCUCGUCUUGUACCCUGCAUGAAGUCCUUGCAUCAGGCUCUUGUUCGUGCUGGAAUCAAGGAUGUUAAGGUAUCGACUCCUCACACUCUUGGAAUUUUGCAUAAUUCUGUGCAACCAAGUGCUGCCCGGAUUAGACCUGGCUAUGACAGGGUCAUAUUUGCACCCAUGCUCCAAUUUCUACGUCAAACCAGAUCACCUCUUAUGGUCAACCCGUACCCUUACUUCAGCUACUCUCCAAGUAUGGAAAACUACAUCCUCUUCAAGCCUAACCGUGGUGUACAUGACAAAAACACCAACAUUACCUACACUAGCAUGUUCGUUGCAAUGUUGGACGCGGUUUAUUCGGCAAUAAAAGCAAUGGGUUACGGUGAGUUGGAUAUUGUUGUCGCGGAGUCCGGUUGGCCCUCGCUUGGUGACCCGAACCAGCCGAUGUGUACCGUGGAGAAUGCAAUGUCAUAUAAUAAGAACAUGAUUAGGGUUGUUACUUCAGGGAAGGGGACUCCGUUAAUGCCCGGUCGACGGUUCGAGACGUAUGUUUUUGCAUUGUUCAAUGAGAAUCUUAAGCCCGGAACCACCGCAGAGAGGAACUGGGGUUUGUUUAGGCCAGAUUUUAGCCCGGUUUAUGAUGCUGGGCUUAUGCGCAAUGGCCAGUCCCCCGGUCCAAGACCAAGACCAUCACCUACAACAGGCAAGAAAUGGUGUGUACCAAAAGCAGACGCCAGUGAUAAAGCAUUACAAGCAAACAUAGACUAUGUGUGCAGCCAGGGUGUGGAUUGCAAACCUAUUCAAGCUGGUGGUGCCUGUUUCAAUCCAAACAAUGUCAGGUCCCAUGCAUCAUACGUCAUGAACUCCUUUUACCAAUCCCAUGGUCGCCACGAUUUCGAUUGUGAUUUCUCUCAAACCGGUGUCCUCACCACCUCUGACCCAAGUCAUGGCACAUGUAAAUACAUUUGA
Dovyalis caffra is the source of this 1350-nucleotide messenger RNA. NCBI's taxonomy places the organism in Eukaryota, Viridiplantae, Streptophyta, Magnoliopsida, Malpighiales, Salicaceae. The record is from the annotation of a GenBank genome assembly.